Molecule: messenger RNA, 969 nt
Organism: Aspergillus saccharolyticus JOP 1030-1
Lineage: Eukaryota; Fungi; Ascomycota; Eurotiomycetes; Eurotiales; Aspergillaceae
Product: MBL fold metallo-hydrolase
Exons: 2
Coding region: 1-969 (322 amino acids)
Biological process (GO): glutathione metabolic process; hydrogen sulfide metabolic process
Molecular function (GO): sulfur dioxygenase activity
Source: RefSeq, a predicted model, not a curated record
AUGCAACAACCCAUCCUACCCCCUCCAAACACCACCAUCCUCAGCACCUCCCCAACCACCCCAAACAUCCACGCCCUCUUCGACCCCCCAACCAGCACCUGGCAAUACCUCAUCGCCGACCCCACCACAUCAGCCGCUGCCAUCAUCGACCCCGUCCUCGACUACGACCCCACCACGCAAACCAUCACCACCACCACCGCCGACACCCUGCUCGCCCUGGCCGCCAGCAAGCAGUACACCAUCUCGCACAUUCUGGAGACCCACAUCCACGCCGACCACCUCACCGCCGCCGCCUACCUGCAAGCCCGUCUCGCGCAGAGCCAACCCUCCAAGCCGCCGAUCUGCGCCGGCCACCGCAUUUCACAGGUGCAGCGGCUAUUCGCCGCCCGCUACGCCAUCCCCGCGGAAGAGUACCAGCCUCCGAAGGGAGGGUUCGAUAGACUCUUCCAGGACGACGAGACGUUUCGCAUUGGGGGGUUGGAGGCGGUCGCGGUGCAUCUUCCGGGACAUACGCCGGAUCAUUUGGGGUAUCUGAUUGGUGGUGAAAACCUCUUCAGCGGGGACUCCCUCUUUCACCCCGAUAUCGGUACCGCGCGCUGCGACUUCCCCGGCGGCUCCCCGGAACAACUCUGGGCGUCCGGCCAGAAGGUGCUUGCCCUGGCCCCGGACACGAAGGUCUGGGCGGGACAUGACUAUCCCCCGCCGGCUGGGGGCAGGAAGGAGGUGGUGCCGUAUGUGACCGUCCGGGAGCAUCAGCAGGGAAACCGGCAUCUGAAGAAGGGGGGUCCCAGCCGGGAGGAGUUUGUGAGGCUCAGGGGAGAGAGGGAUCGGGGGUUGGGCGAGCCGAGGCUGUUGCAUGUGGCGUUGCAGGUUAAUGUGAGGGGAGGCAGAAUGCCUGCUCCGAUCGGGGGGGAGGGGGGGUUGAGGUUGUUGAGGGUGCCUGUUCGGGGGGGUAAAUCUUGGGAGUAG